Messenger RNA from Monopterus albus (swamp eel), 2113 nucleotides. It is a transcript of the gene hs3st1l1, whose product is annotated as heparan sulfate (glucosamine) 3-O-sulfotransferase 1-like1. The transcript is spliced from 2 exons. Lineage: Eukaryota; Metazoa; Chordata; Actinopteri; Synbranchiformes; Synbranchidae. The record is from RefSeq and is a predicted model, not a curated record. The coding region runs from base 545 to 1486 and encodes 313 amino acids. Gene Ontology annotation, molecular function: [heparan sulfate]-glucosamine 3-sulfotransferase activity.
CUGAUCAUCUGACGGCAGACGGCUCCUCCCUGCUCCCUUCAGUCCGCUACGCAAAGCAGCGGCUCGGGCACAACUCUACCCGCGUUUUAAUACACAGGCUCGUCUUCUUGAGUCAGAGACGGACUCGACCUAUCCACUUUGAAUAGACAAGGGCUCCAUUCCCUCUUCCGGUGUCUGCUUUCAAAUGAAUCGGUGAUGAGAGCGGCCGAGAAGAGACGAGCGCUCUUCUUCUAUGUGGACAGACGGUGUGCAAAAGUGCGCUCCGUGGUUCAGGAUCAUCGCCACCUUUCCUUCCCGAGAUCAGCCCAAACCCAAGAGGCGCGCUGAGAUCCUCACCGACCCACUCGUGCGAGAUGUUCUGUGGACUGCUGAUGAUUUCUCCUCCUCCUCCUCCUCCAGUUCAAAUUCAGUGGCAGACAAAGACUGCAAUUCCCACUGCUCUUGUCACCACUGAGCUCACAAAGGCAGAUCUGGUCCACAGCUAAACCAUUGUCUGUGUUUUUGUGCUUUUGUUUUUGCCAGUGUUAACUCUCUAGUCAUCAUCAUGGCUUGUUUUCUGGCAUCAACCUUUCUUUUGGUUCUUCAGACAUAUGCUGCACCACCCGAGCUUACCCAGGUAAGCUUUGACAUAACAAUGGGCUCCGUGGACCUUCAUUCUGGACUACCAGGCAAUGUAUCUGGAGCUGUGCCUUCCUCUCCACCCCCAGGAACUAGUAAAAGAGCCCCACAAAGCAUCAUCAUUGGGGUACGUAAGGGAGGCACAAGAGCACUGUUAGAAAUGCUAGACAUACACCCUGAGGUUGCUGUUGCUGCCACUGAGGUGCACUUUUUUGACUGGGAUGAGAAUUAUGCCAAGGGCUUUGAGUGGUACCGUGAGUUGAUGCCAUACUCUUACCCACAACAGAUCACAAUAGAGAAAACUCCAGGUUACUUUACAUCGGCCCUUGCACCUGAUCGCAUCUGUGCCAUGAACUGCUCAAUAAAGCUACUACUGAUCUUGCGAGAUCCCGCCGAUAGAGUCAUCUCUGAUUACACCCAGGUGUACUUCAACCGGCUGGAGAACCAUAAGCCGGUGCAAGCCAUUGAGAACUUGCUAGUGCGCAAUGGUGCUCUGAAUAUCCGGUACAAGGCCAUUCAGAGGAGCCUGUAUGACAUUCACAUGCGUAACUGGCUGCGUCACUUCCCCCUGGAACAAAUACACAUUGUAGAUGGCGAUGCUCUGAUUCGCAACCCACUGCCAGAGCUUCAGAAGGUAGAGCGCUUCCUCAGUUUGCCCCCAAGGAUAGUGUCAUCCAACUUCUACUUCAACCAGACCAAAGGAUUUUACUGUAUCCGAAGUGAUGGUCGAGAGCGUUGUCUGCAUGAGUCUAAGGGUCGCCCUCAUCCACCUGUUAACAGCACCGUCCUCCAACAGCUCCGCUUGUAUCUACAGGAACACAACCGAACCUUCUUCAGGCUGGUGAAGCGCACCUUUGACUGGCAAUAAGAAAUCCAGAUCACAAAUCAGACUCAAAGGAGCAUCUACAUUUUCUGUGAUGAGGACAAAAAGAGGCAUAAGGCACUUUACAGACCAUUAUUAACAUUCAAAAACACAGAAUAACUACUGUUGUGGUCUCUGGUUGCUGCAAAAAUAUGAAAAACUGUAACUAGAGGCAUAAGAUUAAAUGGAAGAAUUUCCAAUCUUAAUAAAUCAUUCUCUCUGUGCUGGAAGCAUUUAAGUUAUCAAACUAUGGCAAAAACAAGUUUAUGAAACUGAUGAACUUUUUUCUUCUCUCUUGUUUGAUAUUCUUGUUCUUGAUAAUAAAUUGUUCUGCAUUUAAAUGUACCAGAAAAGUACCAUGUUUUUAUGUCUCUACAUCUCAUUCUGGCUAUCAGAAGACCCUGAGCUGUCUACUCUGUGUUAUUUAAAGAGUAUACUAAGGUAGGCAGUGGCAUUAGAUCAAGUCUUUGAUUUGCUGUGGUCUAAGGUAGACAUUAAUGCAAGGAAAUGGGUACCCUGCAGCAGAGCUUUAGUAGUACAGGAAUCACUAAUGGUUUUGGACAUUGAAGGUAGCCUGUGCCUGGAGCUAAAUCAGUCACAUCACCAUAGUCAGCAAGCUCAAUUCCAGGGAGU